CUAUCCAUCCCGCCAUCCAUCCACCUGGGCAGCUGCCACCGCUCUUAUCAACUUGACAAGCGGUGGGAUUGCACUUGCGUCCCUGCAUUUCUAAUUAACUGCGUAAGCCACAGCGAUUGGGGGGUACCUUAACUGAACUAGGUAUUUGAUGAUUCAGCUGAAUUAGACUGUGGCCAGAUAUUCGGAACUAUUCAGCCUUUUUACCAACUCUUGGUCUCCUCCAAUCCUCUCCCCAAUUCAAGCUCCCUUCUACUUUAAGGGGACACAUAUGCUACUGUAGAAGAAUACAAAACGUCUUCCUCUACACCGUGCAGUGAUUGAUUCGUUUCUUCCACUUUUCAUUAUUUUUUAUCUAGCCGGUGCUAUAUUAUCAUUAUAGGCUCUUCACCAUGUAUUCGGCUUUCUUUCUCGGCCUACUCGCGGCCGCAGGCGUCUCCGCAGCGGAUGCUUCAGACGUCACCCAGCUGAAUAAGGACACAUUCAGCGACUUCAUUAAGGGAAAUGACCUUGUCCUAGCAGAGUUCUUCGCCCCCUGGUGCGGUCACUGCAAAGCUCUGGCGCCCGAGUAUGAGGAGGCUGCCACUACCCUUAAGGAGAAGUCCAUCAAGCUAGCCAAGGUCGACUGCACAGAGGAGAGUGAACUCUGCCAGUCAUACGGUGUCGAAGGUUACCCCACACUCAAAAUCUUCCGUGGUCUAGAGAGCAUCACUCCCUACACUGGCCAAAGGAAAGCCGCCGCAAUUACCUCCUACAUGAUUAAACAAUCCCUCCCCGCUGUCUCUCUCCUGACCUCUGAGACCCUCGAAGAUUUCAAGACCGCCGACAAGGUUGUCCUAGUCGCUUACAUCGACGCCUCUGACAAGGCAUCCAACGAGACCUACACUAAGAUCGCAGAGAAGUACCGGGAUUCUUACCUCUUCGGUGCUACAAACGACGCUGCAUUGGCUGAAGCCGAGGGUGUCAAGUCUCCCGCCAUCAUCCUGUACAAGCAGUUUGAUGAGGGCAAGGCCACUUUCACCGACAAGUUCGAGGAUGAGGCCAUUGAGAAGUUCGCCAAGGUUGCCUCGACCCCCUUGAUUGGUGAGGUUGGCCCUGACACCUACUCUGGUUACAUGUCGGCUGGCAUUCCCCUGGCCUACAUUUUCUCUGAGACUGCUGAUGAGCGCAAGUCUCUUGGUGACGCCUUGAAGCCCAUCGCCGAGAAGUACCGUGGCAAGAUCAACUUUGCUACCAUUGACGCCUCUUCCUUCGGUGCUCACGCUGGUAACCUCAACCUCAAGACGGACAAGUUCCCUUCCUUCGCGAUCCAGGAAACUGUUAAGAACCAGAAGUUUCCCUUCGACCAGGAGAAGGAGAUUACCCAUGAUGCCAUUAGCGCCUUCGUUGACGACUUCGCUGCCGGAAAGAUCGAACCCAGCCUUAAGUCUGAGGCGAUCCCCGAGAAACAAGAGGGUCCUGUCACCGUCGUCGUCGGUAAGUCGUACGAAUCUAUCGUCCUGGAUGACACCAAGGACGUCCUGAUCGAGUUCUACGCUCCGUGGUGCGGUCACUGCAAGGCUCUUGCCCCCAAGUACGAAGACCUUGCCUCUCUCUACGCCAACAGCGAAUUCAAGGACAAGGUUGUCAUCGCCAAGGUCGAUGCGACCGCCAACGAUGUGCCGGAUGAGAUCCAGGGUUUCCCUACCAUCAAGCUAUAUCCUGCCGGUUCCAAGGACAAGCCGGUCAACUACAGCGGUUCCCGAACCGUUGAGGAUCUGGUCAAGUUCAUUAAGGAGAACGGCAAGUACAAGGCUGGUGUUUCGGAGAAGAAGGAAGAGGAGACCCCUGUUGCCCCUGCCGCGACUGAGUCUACUAGCAGCGAGGCUGCCCAAGAGACGCACGACGAAUUGUAGACUUGGAGUAUGAGAACGAGCCAAGAAAAUCAGUUGUACAGUUUCUUUCUAGUUAUAUCGACCGAGCAAUUCUAAUCAGCCGGCACACUGGGACAUCCUUGGGACUGGGAUAUACACAUGUUGACUUCAGGUAGUUCAGCAUAAGGUUCAUGAAUUCAUUGUUUGUUUGAUGAAUUGUAUUGUCGUGAUUAUGAAUUACGUGGAUAGAGUUGUAUGGUAGUACUGGUGUUAAUGAGGUACCUACGUAUCUUUUGGCGAACAAAGAAACAGCCAACCACGACAAUUGGCUCUGUCAGCCGUCCCGAGGUAACACGAAGUUAAAAGUGUUGCCGAUAAAUUUCCGCC
Annulohypoxylon truncatum is the source of this 2237-nucleotide messenger RNA. RefSeq names its product protein disulfide isomerase. Gene Ontology annotation, molecular function: protein disulfide isomerase activity. The transcript is spliced from 4 exons. Gene Ontology annotation, biological process: protein folding; response to endoplasmic reticulum stress. Lineage: Eukaryota; Fungi; Ascomycota; Sordariomycetes; Xylariales; Hypoxylaceae. The coding region runs from base 390 to 1892 and encodes 500 amino acids. The record is from RefSeq and is a predicted model, not a curated record. Gene Ontology annotation, cellular component: endoplasmic reticulum.